Molecule: messenger RNA, 5068 nt
Organism: Oryctolagus cuniculus (rabbit)
Lineage: Eukaryota; Metazoa; Chordata; Mammalia; Lagomorpha; Leporidae
Gene: CALD1
Product: caldesmon 1
Biological process (GO): actin filament bundle assembly; muscle contraction; angiogenesis
Cellular component (GO): actin cytoskeleton
Molecular function (GO): calmodulin binding; actin binding; myosin binding
Source: RefSeq, a predicted model, not a curated record
UCCACAGGCAGACGGCAUCACCUUGGCCGGGUGUCGUCAUUGGCUGCCUAUGAGAAAAGCUACAGGACAAUGCAUACCACCGACUGCGGGCUGUAAACAUAGGGGAUAUGUGUUCACUUAGCAUGGACUUCUGGGAGGGGCCAAGGAAGGGCGGGCUGCAGUUUUAUUGAAUAGAGCAGUGUGCAUUAGGCUGCCUGCCUGCCUGCCGGCUGGCUCGCUUGCUGUGCUCCUGCUUAAAGGAAAUCGGUCCUCUCUUUGCAGCUCAGUCCCGGGGAAGAAGUUCCAGUCUCGAGACAUCAUUAAAACAUUUCAAGAUCGUCAAACCGAAUUCCAUAAGCAUUGGUGAUUAACCGGAAGUCUCAGAAGUGGACCUCUGAUUGCUUAACUCUCCAGACGCGAUCUGGUCUCCCUGGAAAGCACACCAUGGAUGAUUUUGAACGUCGCAGAGAACUUAGGAGGCAAAAGAGGGAGGAGAUGCGGCUGGAAGCAGAGAGAAUCGCCUACCAGAGGAACGAUGAUGACGAGGAGGAGGCAGCCCGGGAACGGCGCCGCAGAGCCCGCCAGGAGAGGCUGCGACAGAAGCAGGAGGAAGAGUCUCUGGGGCAGGUGGCCGACCAGGUGGAGGUUCAUGCCCAGAACAGUGUGUCCAACGAGGACUCCAAGCCAAGCACCACAAGCACUCAGGUGGAAGGCGACGAUGAGGCCGCACUGCUGGAGCGUCUGGCUCGACGAGAGGAGAGACGCCAGAAACGACUGCAGGAAGCCCUGGAGAGGCAGAAGGAGUUCGACCCGACUGUAACAGACGCAAGCGCAUCCCUCCCCAGCAGAAGGAUGCCAAAUGACACAGCAGAAAAUGAAACGGCCGAGAAGGAGGCGAAAGCUGAAAGUCGCCGGGAAAGAUAUGAGACAGAGGAAACCAAGACGGUCACCAAAUCCGAGCAGAAGAAUGACUGGAGGGAUGCUGAGGACAAAAAGAAAGACGAGAAAGAAAGGGAAGAUGGGGAAGAGGAGAAGUCCAAGCAAGAGAGCGUUGGAGAAAAUCAGGUAGAGGCGAUGGGAGAAGAGAAAACAGCAGAACCCCAGGCGGAGCCGGUGGUAAUGUCAUUGAAAAAUGGGGAAGUCGGUGUGGAAGAGGCGAAACCAGAGCAGGGUGCGGAUGGUGUUGCUCGUGAUGAAAAGAUGGAACAGGAGGCGAGGGAGAGAGCUGAGGCAGAGAGGGGGAGGUUGGAGGAAGAAGAAAGACUUAAAGCUGAGCAAGAAAAAAAGAGGGCAGAAGAACAAGCAAGGAUUGAAGCAGAAGAAAAAGCUGCACAAGAGAGGGAGAGGAGGGAGGCGGAGGAGAGGGAGAAGGAGGAGAGGGAGAGGAGGGAGGCAGAGGAGAGGGAGAGGAGGGAGAAGGAGGAGAGGGAGAGGAGGGAGGCAGAGGAGAAGGAGAGGAGGGAGGCAGAGGAGAGGGAGAGGAGGGAGAAGGAGGAGAGGGAGAGGAGGGAGAAGGAGGAGAGGGAGAGGAGGGAGAAGGAGGAGAGGGAGAGGAUUAAAGAGGAAGAAAGGAGAGCGGCAGAGGAGCGGCAACGGGCCAAGGCAAAGGAGGAGGAGAAAGCUAGGCUAGAAGAGCAAAAACUUAAAAAGCAGCUGGAAGAGAAAAAAACUGACCUGCAAGAGAAAAAGUUAAAGGGGGGGAAGGUAGAAGACAAAACAGAAGGGAAGUCGGUAAAUGAAAAGAAGGUGCAAGAAGAUAAACUUCAGACAGCUGCCCUAAAGAAGCAGGAAGAAGAGAAGAGAGCAAAGGGACAAGCUCAAAAAGAAAAGUCCCCAGAGGACAAGCCUGCCUUCAGAAAGGAAGAGGUCAAGGACGAGAAGAUUAAGAAGGACAAAGAGGCCAAAGAAGAAGUUAAGAGCUUCAUGGACAGAAAGAAGGGAUUUACAGACGUGAAGUCGCAGAAUGGCGAGUUCAUGACUCAUAAACUUAAACAUGCCGAGAAUACUUUCAGCCCCGGCCGCUCCGGAGCGAGACCCAGCGGGGACGCUCAGGAGGCUGAAGCCGGCAAGCGGCUGGAGGAGCUGCGCCGCCGCCGCGGGGAGACCGAGAGCGAGGAGUUCGAGAAGCUCAAACAGAAGCAGCAGGAGGCGGCCCUGGAGCUGGAGGAGCUGAAGAAGAAGAGGGAGGAGCGAAGGAAAGUCCUGGAGGAGGAAGAGCAGCGCAAGAAGCAGGAGGAGGCAGACCGGAAAGUUCGAGAGGAGGAGGAGAAAAGAAGGCUAAAGGAAGAGAUUGAAAGGCGACGGGCAGAAGCCGCUGAGAAGCGGCAGAAGAUGCCAGAAGACGGCCUGUCAGAUGACAAGAAGCCAUUCAAGUGCUUCACUCCUAAGGGUUCAUCUCUCAAGAUAGAAGAGCGAGCAGAGUUUUUGAACAAGUCUGUGCAGAAAAGCAGUGGUGUCAAAUCAACUCAUCAAGCAGCAGUCGUGUCUAAGAUUGACAGCAGACUGGAGCAGUACACCAGUGCAAUCGAGGGAACGAAAGCUGCAAAAUCUACAAAACCAGCCGCCUCGGACCUGCCUGUCCCUGCUGAAGGUGUGCGCAACAUCAAGAGCAUGUGGGAGAAAGGGAACGUGUUUUCCGCCCCCACUGCGUCAGGCACCCCGAACAAGGAAACCGCCGGCCUGAAGGUAGGAGUUUCCAGCCGCAUCAAUGAAUGGCUAACCAAAACCCCGGAUGGCAGCAAGUCACCUGCCCCCAAGCCUUCUGACUUGAGGCCGGGAGAUGUGUCCGGCAAGCGGAACCUCUGGGAAAAGCAAUCUGUGGACAAGGUCACUUCCCCCACUAAGCAGGUCUGAGGCAGUUCAAGAAAGAACCCAAACUCAAGACCCUGGACCAGCUCAACUGUAGAGGGCUAAUUUGCUCUGUCUUAUAUUUAUGGUGAUUUACUAAAUUGGGUUCAUCUUCCUUUGUUUUAUUUUACAAUAUCCCAGUAAACCCAUGUAUAUGAUCACUAUAUUUAAUAAUCACAGUCUAGAGAUGUUCAUGGUGAAAGUACUGCCCUUGCACAGGAGCCUGUUUCUAAAGAAACCCAUGCUGUGAAAGAGACUUUUCUACUGAUCACCCUGAUUCUGUCUGAACAGUGAUUCCAACCACAUUGGAAAUCAGCACAAAGAGAUCCAAGUUGAAAAUUGCCUGAGGAAUGUGUGCAGUAUCUAGAAAAAUGAACCAUGGUUGUCCUUUUAAAUACAGAAGUCAUGUUGUUUCUGCACUUUAGAAUAAAGCAUGGGAGAAAUGAUCGUAGUAGGCAAUUGUAACUCUUUCUGAAAGUAACCCAUUUCAGAUUUUAUAUACUGCAAUGAUUGUCUUUAAAAAAAAAAAGAUGUACUGUUAAGGUAUUACUUUAUUUCAUGCUGAUGCAUAUCUAAAUUGGAUUAUUCUGUUAGCUGACAGUGGUACUGAUUUUUUUUAGAUUGGUUUGUGGAUUUCUUUAGUAGUAACAGUAGCCUGAACCACAUCUUAGAUUACUCGAUGAUGUAUGUAUGUGCAUAUACAUAUAUAAACACACUAAUGAUAGAAUGCUUUUUUAUGUGCUAGACAAUUAUAUUUAGUAGUAUGUCCUUGUAACUAGCCAAUAUCACAGCUUUUUAAAAAAUUAAAAAUCACAGUAUUAUAUUAAUAUUUCAUAUUUGCCAAUAGAAACAUGGCAGAUAGGUAUCGAUAUGUUUUCAAUGCCCAGUGACCUGUAAGAAAAAAAAAAGUAUUGAAGAAAAGAGAGACUAGAAGUGUCAAAACAAGUUGAAAUCUUCUAUAAGACAUAGUAUUUAGUUUAUAAUUAAAAGCAGGCUUGAAGUCCAGUGUGAAUUUUACUAAAUCUACUAUCUGAAUCAAACUCACAACCUGGUUAUUCAUCACAAAGUUCAUAAAAAUUGGUGGACGUGAUAUCUAAGGUCCUUUCCUUCAGAAAAAUUUAAAGAGUUUUAGUGACUGUAUUACACAUGGAAUUCCACGCAUGGGUCUAAGCAAAGACCAGUGUUUGCUAAUGUCUGGAAGUAAAGAACUAAAAUGAACACAAUCCAGUAUUUAGGAGGCAGGACAACAUUUCCAUUUUUAUAUACUCUGAAAUGUUCUUAAAAUUAAUCUUUUCUACCUUUAUUAGUCAGUGGUACUUGUCAUAUGUUGAUAAUUUGACAAAAUUUCAAAAGUAUAUUUAACUUUUACUAGUUACAUAUUAGUUUACUAGUGAGUCUUUAUUGAUUCACUGCUUUUACACACACAAUCCAGAUAUCAGGUCUUAUUUUAGCCUAUAAGUUUUUAUUCUUCAUAAUAGAUGAUGGAAAAUUGCUCCAGCGUCUUGGCCAAAUGUUCUCUAUAGACGUCUACAAGUAGUAUAGUUCUAUAAACUCAUACCUCAGCUGACUUAACCAAAAUUGUUUCAGUCUCUGUCCCUACCACAAUAAGAGGGCCUCCCAAGGGACAAUUUUCUCAUCAACGAAACUCCUCCAGUAGAGCUCACCCGGGGAGGCGGGCAUGAGGAGGGAUCCCCGCUUACAGGUAGUUGAAUCCUAGCUUUUGGCAGACAUGGGCCACCAAGAUCGCACAAGUCGUUCACCCGUGACAGAGUAGACACACGUCUAUGUUCAGAUAAACUAGAACUUAACCUGAAACUCCCUAUUUAGCCUUAACUACCAUCAUUGGAGUGAGAUGCAGCCAAGUUUGAGGUAACGUUGCUGUGUUGAACUUUUGAACAAGAGCUUUUCCUGAUUGCUAUUAUAUAUUUUUCUAGAAAGUGUAAAGUUGAGAAGAGAAUGUAUCAAUCCAGACUUUUAUUCCGGUAUUUGGAUGGAAUAAAUUUUAGGGUAGAAUUUUGUUCUGUUUGGAUUUAAUUUGUUUGAAAAACAAACUCAUUGUUUACUUGUUCAAUUAGAAUUCUCUGUUAUCUUUAAGAAGUAAAACUGCAAGCUGACUAGCAUGUUCUGUGAAUCUGCCAUUCAUAAAAACUUUAUGAACACUUGGUAUUUUUCACUGAUAAUUGAUCGCUGCAAUAAAAGUAUAUUGUGAAAAUGCAUCUACAAUAAAUGGAAUUCCUCCAAA